AUGGGAUUUACAUUGUAUAGUCUUAUUGAAGCUGCUCUUCUUUGCGUUAAUGCUAUAGCUAUUCUUAAUGAACAACGAUUUCUUUCAAGAUUAAGUGGUGGUGGUGGCGGUGGAAAUCGUCAAGGUUAUCCUGGCGUAGGAGGCUAUGUUGAUGAUUAUCAAAAUGUCGGUGGAACAAAACAACAGUUAUUGAAUCUAAUUCGAUCUGUUCGAACUGUCAUGAGAGUUCCGUUGAUUGCUUUUAAUAUUGUAACGAUUAUAUUUCUUAUUUUAUUUGGUUAA
Rotaria sordida is the source of this 282-nucleotide messenger RNA. The record is from the annotation of a GenBank genome assembly. Lineage: Eukaryota; Metazoa; Rotifera; Eurotatoria; Philodinida; Philodinidae.